Messenger RNA from Diaporthe citri, 420 nucleotides. RefSeq lists its product as uncharacterized. The transcript has a single exon. The record is from RefSeq and is a predicted model, not a curated record. Lineage: Eukaryota; Fungi; Ascomycota; Sordariomycetes; Diaporthales; Diaporthaceae. The coding region runs from base 1 to 420 and encodes 139 amino acids.
AUGUCCUUUAUAACCUGCCCGACCAACGCCAUACCCGAGGACGCGGACCUCGACAUCGACAGCAAGUCCCUCCACGCCGUCAUCCCGCGCGCCAACACCAACGCCAGCGACAUCCCCGACCCCUGGAUGGUCAGCUGCUGCGAGCCCAGCCCCGCGAGGCUGGCCAGCAACAGCGCCACCGGCGCCUGCUGGCAGUGGUGCGACCUGCCGCCCCGGUACACCAACCAGACGACCGACAGGGACAUGCUGUUGGACGAGUUCGAGCUCUGCGUGUCGACCUCCGCCAGCUACAAAAACUCCACCGUCAAGCCGAAUAUCUUUCACGUGUCUUCUGACGCUGCCAGGGAUGGAGUGGUGGGUGACGGGAUGGUCGGAUUGGCUGUGGCCUUGGGUCUUGCGGUGUGGCGGUUGUUCAUGUGA